Messenger RNA from Oncorhynchus mykiss (rainbow trout), 7840 nucleotides. RefSeq names its product histone H4 transcription factor (gene hinfp). The record is from RefSeq and is a predicted model, not a curated record. Gene Ontology annotation, biological process: anatomical structure development; regulation of transcription by RNA polymerase II. Gene Ontology annotation, molecular function: RNA polymerase II cis-regulatory region sequence-specific DNA binding; DNA-binding transcription factor activity, RNA polymerase II-specific. NCBI's taxonomy places the organism in Eukaryota, Metazoa, Chordata, Actinopteri, Salmoniformes, Salmonidae.
GGUGAAGAUUUCUGAUAGGAGCUCUGUAACUCAUUGCGAAACAUUUGUCCAACAACAUCCAGGUUGGGUAGUUCAACUAUAUAUUUGGUUAUUCUUUCUAGUCUAAAUAAUUGAGCAAUUCUGUUUUCGAUUUUUUGAAAACAGAAAUAUUUUCUUGCUAGCUACAUUACUUUUCAACACGACAUCAUAACGUUGUUGUCACACGUGGAUACUACUACUGCCGUGAGUUAGCUCAUUUGCUAAUUCCUAGCUUAGCUACCAUUUGUUAGCAAGGACAUUUUCGUUUUCAUAGGUUAGCUUUUUGUGUUAGACACGAUCGUUCAUGUGAACGUAUAGUGUGAGAUUCGAUGCCUCCUGCAAGCAAACGGACGAGAAAAGAGGACUCACUGCUGGAGUUGGCGUGUGAGUGGGGGUCCUGCCAAGAUUCGUUCGAUCGGAUGCAGGAGUUCUGCGAGCAUGUGGAGGGUCACCUCAAGGCGCUGGACAUAGAGGACGGGGGAAAUUACUCAUUUGAGGAGCACAGCUGUCUAUGGAAAGAUUGUGGGUUCUGCUCUGUGGAGAGUGCCGAGGAGUUUAAGCGCCACGUCUAUUUCCACUGUUACCACACCAAGCUGAAGCAGUGGGGCCAGGGGGUACUCAAGGGCCAGCCCAGCAUCGGCACCUGCACCAUUGGCCUCCACAACCGCAACAUCGUGCCUGACAUCACAGACAACUUCAUCUGCCAGUGGGAGCAAUGUGAGCAACCCUCCCUUGCUAACCCAGAGUGGUUCUACCGCCAUGUGGAGAUGCACAGUAUGUGUAUGGAUGUACCCUCUGCUGAUAAGGAGCUCUUGGUGCGCUGUGGCUGGAAGGACUGCGAGGCCACGUUUAAAGGGCGUUUUAAGCUGCGGGAGCACCUGCGGAGCCACACUGGGGAGAAGGUAGUGGCCUGCCCAAUCUGUGGAGGGAUGUUUGCCAACAACACCAAGUUCUUUGACCACAUCAGACGGCAGACCACCAUCGAGGGUCAGAGGUUCCAGUGCUCCCACUGCUCCAAACGCUUUGCAACAGAGAGACUACUGAGGGACCACAUGAGGAAUCAUGUAAAUCACUACAAGUGUCCAUUGUGUGAUAUGACCUGCCCAUCCCCCUCAUCACUGCGGAACCACAUAAAGUUCCGCCAUAGCAACGAGAAGCCUUACAGCUGUGAAUACUGCGAGUACAGCUGUAAGAACCUGAUCGACCUUCGUAAACACCUGGACACCCACAGCACUGAGCCGGCCUACCGCUGUGACUUCAACAACUGUGACUACACCACACGCUCACUGCACUCCAUCAAGAACCACUACAAGAAAGUACAUGAGGGAGAUUUUGUGGCUCGCUACAAGUGUCAUGUCUGUGAGCAGUGCUUCACUAGGGGAAACAACCUCACUGCCCACCUCCGUAAGAAGCACCAGUUCAAAUGGCCCCCUGGACACCCCCGAUUCAGGUAUAGGGAGCAUGAGGAUGGCUUCAUGCGUCUGCAGCUGAUCCGCUAUGAGAGUGUGGAGCUGACCGAGCAACUGAUGAGAGAGAGACCGGAGGGCCACGAGGGGGAGGGGGAGGACGCUGCCCGGACAGAUAUCCUGGGGCCUGGGGAGGAUGCCAGGGUAGUAGCACACUCCACGGAGGUACAGGUGGAGCUGAGAGGGGUGCUGUUGGAGGGGGAGCAGGAGGAGGGUGUGUUCUAUGAUUUGACUGGGGGGGACUCGUCUCAGGCAGGGGAGGACACUGUGAUCCUGCAGCUACAGGACACUGCUCAGCAGCUGGGCAUGCAGGUGGUAUAACCACUACAACCCCUCACAUAGACAUGCUGCUCAUCUAAUGGCUUGUUCCUCUGAGAUACUGAGCAGUGACACAGCACAGAGGCACCAGGACUAAGGGAAGGACGGGAGAGCUUUACCGUUUUUUUUUGCAUACCUGUCUACUGAGUAUGAGGAGGGGGAACUCUUCAAGGAUUCACACAUCCUAAAUAUUGGGAUUUAACCAGCAGGACUGGCCUUACCUGCCCUCACUGCAGGGCCCUCACUCCUCAUAGCACUCUGUCAGAAGAUAUGGAGUUGAUAUUGUGGAUGUGAUUUCUUGGACUGAAGAGUUGUUUUCCAACGUCUGAUCCUCGAUUGUUGGAGACCAAGACAGUUGCUAUGUUUUGCAUUAUGAACAACUUUGAGCUGAGCUGAAUGGACUUCAUAGGUGUAUACUAUAAAGCAGGAUCAAUGAGUUAGCCAGCUAGUCUUAUAUAACUUGUUAUAACCGAAUGAGUGUGCUCGCAUACACCCUUAAAUGACCUUUGCUUGAAAAAUUUGAAAAAAAGCGACAAUAGUACUGUUUGUCUAAUCAGAAUUAAUCUAAGAUGACUCAAGACAUUUGUAAUUAAUCUUGAUGUUUUUGACAAAGAAAUCUUAGUCGUGCAAUUUUAUAUCUAAGAUGUUUGGUGAAGUAUUUUUCAAAGGAAAAAAUUUGCUUGAAAAUGAGUCAUCUCUCGUUGAAUGACAACAGACUAUUCAAGAAUCCAUACUGUUGACCAGUCACAGACAAAGGGGUGUGAGCUUCGGCUCCGAACUUCGGCUUGCCUCCAAAACGUCACAAAAUGUCAUCUUAAUAUAUGCAUAAACUCUGCCAAAUUGUUUUGGCUGGGAAGCAUGAGGACGCCUUAAUUCAGUGUUUUCCAACUCCAGUCCUCGAAUACACCCAAACAACGCAUAAUUUUGUUGCUCUGGAGAAUUUCAUCUAAUUCAACUUAUUGAGGGUUUGAUGAUUAGUUGAAUCGGGUGUGCUUGUCCAGGGCUACAACAAAAAUGUGUUGAAUACAAUUGAUUCAAGUUAAAAUAAAAUAACCAGAAAAUGAAUAGUUAUUGCUGGUUGUUUAUCUAAGUUAGCUGGCUAACUCAUUGACCCUGAUUUUUAUUAUAUCUCUCAGCUGUUUGAUUUGACAUUUGUUUUUUGGUCCUGGGCAAUAAACAGAUUGUGCUUUUUAUUGGCUUGUAUCGUAUUUUGCAUUGCUGUCACUCACCUUUUUAGAGCGUGUAUAUUUAGUUUGAUGCACAUUUCAGAACAUUGCAUGUAGAUGUGAACUGAUGAUUCUCUAUCAAGUGAAGCAGAACGUUGUGUAUAAUACUUAUCUAUAUUUUGCGCUUAAUUAUCCCACAGAAAUGGAUUUACUGCGUGUGCGUGCCUGUGUGUGCAUGGUGUGAAAGAGAGCAUUCUCUGGCCUAGAAUCUAAUCCACUUAGUGGUGCUCUUGCAUCCGGCUUGUUGCCCGUCAGACACUUCCUCCAAUGAUGGACAAGACUGGCAGACACAGAGAGGCUAUGUACAGGACUGAAAUAGGAUGUUGAGGCUCUUGAUUGUUGCCACUCUAUUCAACGGCAGAGAUGGAAUCCAUACUUUUUGCUCUAGUCGUGCAGCUAUUGCAAUGCACUCAAGAAAGCCAUUCUUAUAACAAUAUCUUGUUAUUUCUCGCCUCCUUUUCUUAUACACUACAAUUGCACAUCCAUACAAAACUGUAUAAUGUACAUGAAUAUAUCUGCAACCCAUGCUAUGGCUCUGUGUAAGCACAGCACAUAGUAUUAUAUCUGUGGUAGUAGUGGAUGGGUUGUUGUUAGCUGUGUUUAAAAGAUUAACCAGUCCUAGGAGCUUAGUGUUAGCAGCACUCACUGUGCUCUGCUUCCUUACUCUGUCGCUAUCUCUGGACCCUACUGCAGAUAGAGUUCAUGCAGAACACCUGAAGACUACUUGGCAUGCUUCUGUACCUUUUUAUGGAGAUUUAAAUGGAAGUUUGAGGAGAAACAUCCAUGCAUGCUUUUUCUUUGGUUCAGAACUGAGUUGUUUACCUCUCCUGCUUGUAGAGACUGCUACUGAGGGACAGAAGACAGGCAACCAUGAGACUGUACUCACUGCUGCUUCUGCUCCUGGGGUCCUCACAUGGGGUAUUCGCACAGCUGCCUGAGUUAAUGGAGGAGGAAGGUAGCGGUGUGACAGAGGUGACUCCAGAGCCAGAAACUGUGGAUGACACAUACUGGUCAGGCACAGCCCCCAUCUGUAUGGGAGGUUGUAAGGGGAGACACCAGGAACUGAAGAAGGAUCGCUGUGGGGACUCUGACUGCUGCUGGUUUGGCUAUAAAUCCCUCUGCAGAGGUACCACUCCCACAUGUAACCUUUAUCUGCUUUACCCUGCUCUCUCACUGUAGUGUAGCACAUUCAUCAUCAUAAUUACAUAAAAAUUCUAUCAAAUUGUAUUUUCCAACAGGAAAUGAAUGAAUUUUUCAGUACACUGAAAUGUAUCAAACUAAAAUUGGAAAUACAUUGUACUAUCUUUAUCUUCUCAUACAGUAUAUUAGUCAUUAUUCUCUACUUUGCGCAUGCUCUGUUUGUCCUGUUUGCUCUUGUUCUGUAGUGUUUGUCCUGUUUGCUCUUGUUCUGUAGUGUUUGUCCUGUUUGCUCUUGUUCUAUAGUGUUUGUCCUGUUUGCUCUUGUUCUAUAGUGUUUGUCCUGUUUGCUCUUGUUCUAUGGUGUUUGUCCUGUUUGCUCUUGUUCUAUGGUGUUUGUCCUGUUUGCUCUUGUUCUAUGGUGUUUGUCCUGUUUGCUCUUGUUCUAUGGUGUUUGUCCUGUUUGCUCUUGUUCUAUAGUGUUUGUCCUGUUUGCUCUUGUUCUAUAGUGUUUGCUCUUGUUCUAUGGUGUUUGCUCUUGUUCUAUGGUGUUUGCUCUUGUUCUAUGGUGUUUGUCCUGUUUGCUCUUGUUCUAUGGUGUUUGUUCUGUCCUGUGUGGUUCAGUGAACUGUGGGAGGCCUGAUGUGGACUAUAACGGGAUGGUGUACGGGAACGACUGGUGGGUGGGCUCAGUUGUCCGGUAUGCCUGUCGCUCUGGCUUCCUAUUGGUGGGGGACCCGGCCCGAGCCUGCCAGUCCAAUGGAGGCUGGACCCCCAAACCCUCCUGUCUCAGGGUGUGUCGUCAGGGCCGUGUGGAGAUCACUGAGAAGGAGCUAGAAACAGCUACCUGCUCCUCCACCUGUCCCCUUAAGUCCUACAUGGGGCCUCUUAAGCAGGGCUGCUACGGCAUCGACAACUGCAGGAAGAUGAAUCCUGACUGGAAGCGCUGGUUCACCCGCUGUGACACGUGCCUGUGUGAUUGCCACAUUGCCUGUGGUAAGUAGUAAACUUUUACGCCCUUGAGUGGUACAGUCCAUUGACUGAUGAUAGCUAAAUAACUGGGCAUGUCAACUAGCAGGCAAUGAAGUUAAACCAGAUUAGCUCAUUUCAAUGAAUGGGUGGAAUGGGUGUGAGUUUGUUGAGUUCUUGAAAAAUGUGUACUGUAGAGUGUGGUUAAUAAUUUGUUCACAACGUGUUUAUUAAAUUUGAUAUCCAACUUAAGGUAACCCAUUCAUAUUUCACAAGUUCUAAAAUCUUUGGCCCACACAACAAACACUUCCCCACAAUGUAUUUUAUCUUUAAGUAUCUUUAGGUUAAAAGACGGACACAUUCCACUAAAAGAGUGACUAGAAUAUGUAUUCCAAAAUCAUCACAAGGAUAUCGGUGGACAGCCUAACAUCACAGAUCCUCAUUGGAAUCUCAAUCGGAAUGCUCGAAUCCUCGUCUGACUAUUGCUGCUUCAUCUGCUGUCAAAAGGAGGAUCAAAGGGAAACCUAGCGAGACAUCUCUGUGGAACUAACAACAGUCUGUCGUGAGAGACUGUGGUCCUAACCUCAACAACCUCAUAGGGUUAACGUAUAGAACACAGUGGAGGUAAAGACACUACUUUUCCUCAGUUUCCUAAACAAACUCCCUGACUACAUAAAGGACUCAUCAUGCAGCGUAUAUUAACAGUUUUGACGAUAGAGGGGGAGGCCUCUCCUAGUGUAGAGGUUCUGUUGGGAUUAACGAGUUGUCCUUUAGCUCAACCUGCUCAUUCAAUCUGUCCUGGAACCUAGAAUGAGCUAGUUGUUGAGCUGAGACCUUAAUCUUGUUACCCACCGCAGCCCAGAGGAGAGUAGAGGUGUCGGUGGAAGUCAGAGAGGAGGACCAGGUUAACUAUCUAACAGCAUGUUUACUGUACUGCAUGUGGGGAUAGCUUGGAAUACAUAAUAUGCUAUGUGUAUUUCUAAAUGGAUGGGGAUAUACAAUAUUAACGAAGUGUGUCUUCAUUUCUCCUUAUGUUACAGCCAUUGGUUGGACUGUCUAUUGCUUAAGAGUUACCCAGACGUAGAUGGUUGUCCAAAGUCAAAGGUGCUUCCUCACUAACAAUGUUAGUUGUUGAUGAUUUGUCAUUGUCUUAUAAAUCCAACUCUGUGUUUAGACCAUAGGGAUCUAGAUUCAUUCUAUUUUGAAUCCAUUCUAUUUAAUUAUAUUUGUUUAUAUCAAGAGCUGAGCCUCAGGAUAUGUUUGUUUUCUUUGCGUUUAUAGCAGCCAACUCCUGCAAUGAAAUGAACAUGACCAAGUCAAACAUUAUUUUGUCUGAGCAAUGCUAUGCUAACAACUGCUUAUUACACACAGAAUGGAAUAGUGGGAGAACAGAAGAAUAAGAGAUGAUUCAUUAAGCACUGUUUUAGACCCGCAAGAACCUGCAUCCACUCUGACAGUAGCUCCCAGGAGGUCUGAUUGGCCUCAUUUCCAGCCACUCAAUUCACACGCUUCCAGGGGCAGCCCAAAGUCUGGGUAACUCUUUCUCUGUGAACCUAUUAAAUGGAGAGCAACAAGUGUAAGUUCAUCAUGCAACAAGGCAGGAUAGGCUAUGAUGACUGACCAUACCGUACAACAUUUUGAUAAGAGAAAUUGACUUUGAUUUCUGGAAGUAUGUCAUUGUCAAAUGUAUACGAAUUAAGCCUGAAAAUGUAUGAUUAUACAAGAGAUUACAUAGACUUCUCUGUCAAAUAAAAUGUAUUUAAAUGUGUGUUUAGUGUUAAUAAUGAUGCUAAUACUGACCAAUGUUCCUUACUUAAAGUCGUGGUCUGGGUCCUCCAGUCUCCUCAUGGGCCCCAAUAGUACUCCCCCUUCCACCACCGAGCUGGAGUAGACCUGACCACCCAAUUCUCCAUUGGACAAGCUCACUCUCACACAGACAGCCUGAUAGGCACUGCCACCCUCACUGGACCUACAAGAUGCAACAAGAACCCAAGAUAAUGAAGGCUUAUUAUGACCCUUCAAGUGGGUAUGUACUCUCUUUAGUGUUCAAUAUGAAACCAUGAUAACCGUAAAUUAAAAGACAAGUAAUAGCAUUAUGUAGUGACAGUUUAAUGUGUACGCUGACAUUUACUUUCAUAUUCAAUCAACCGACAUGAGCAAUACUGUUUGCAGGACAUGACGUACAGCAACACAAUAUAUAGAUGUGAAUGUGGCACUAUAGCUGUAAUAUCUCAGAGCACCCAAUAAAUAUAAUUGGAACUCACCUCCCUGUGCGAGUGUCCCCAGUAUCAACAGCUGCAGAAGAGCCACAUAGAGGAGAGUUGUAAGUCCUGGUGCCAUUAUGAUGAUGCUACCUGCGUCUCAAAUCCAGAUGUCUCUUGCUUUGUCACACACACAAGAGCACUUCUUCAACUGUACCUGACCCCAGUGAUCCCCAUUUGAGCACAUUCCAUCCCCAUGUUGCCAUGGUUUAUGUUUCUUAUUUAUCCAUUCAGCAAAAGGCAUUGUGGAAUAAGGUCGGCACGCUCUUUAAGAACACACACGUAUGACAAAUCAAGACUGCGCCUAAGAAAAUGGCUUUUCUUUCAAAUGUUCCCUUUUGCUCCAUUUAAGAACUUAUUUUCACAAGGCCAUUCUUCAAGCAUAUUGUGAAUAGAAAGUGAUGUGUUAGCUUGUCAUUGAUAUAAUAAAGCAGAAAUCUGCAUU